GGGGGUUACAGCUCCUGCAAUUUAGCAGCGGGCCUGGGGAAGGACAUCGUCAGUUCAAAGAGAUAGAUGUAGCGGCCAAUUAAGCUGGGUGUAAUUAACACAAGAGCAACUGGUAUGGAGAAUCCAGAACUGAUCGUCAAUGAUGGUUGUGGAGCUUCUGUGGAUAUACACUCUCGGGUGAGGAAUUGUGGACAUCUGUGUGACCCUGCUGUACCUGAUCAACUCCGAAGGAAGUUGAAAUUCUUCUUCAUGAAUCCAUGUGAAAAAUUUCAAGCUCGUGGUCGUAAGCCAUGGAAACUGGGAGUGCAGCUCUUAAAAAUAGCGAUGGUUACUCUCCAGUUGGUUCUGUUUGGACUGAGCAAUCAAAUGGUAGUACUCUUCAAGGAGGAGAACACCAUAGCUUUUAAACAUCUCUUUAUUAAAAACUACGCAGAUGCAAAUGAUAAUGACAAUAAUGACAUUGCAAUCUACACACAGAGCGAAGUCUAUGAAUAUCUUUCAUUUAUAUUCAGUCAGUAUGUGCAGCUGCAUAAGAUCUCAGUUGGCAAUCAUGCCUAUGAGAGGAGAGGGACGGAUUUAACGCCACUGACCGUCUGUCAGUAUUUUUAUAAGCGGGGGAGUGUCAGCCCUGGCAAUGAAUCCUUCAACAUUGAUCCAAAGAUUGAGACCGAAUGCUUUGACAUGGAACCAGUACUACCCCUGUCCAGUGGGCACGCAACAGACAAUAAGCUGAACUUGACGUUGCAUUUUCACAGGCUGGUGACGGUUCAGGUUCAGUUCACGCUGAAGGCCAUUAAUCUACAAACAAUUCGUCGCCAUGAGCUGCCAGACUGUUAUGAUUUUUCUGUCACAAUUACCUUUGACAAUAAAGCACACAGUGGAAGAAUUCAAAUUAACUUGGAGAAUGAUGUGUCCAUUCGGGAAUGUAAACGCUGGCAUGUAACUGGGGGCAUACAAAGGAAGACUCACUACAUGAUGGUGUUUGAUGCCUUUAUCGUUGUGAUAUGUUUGAGCUCGUUAAUUCUCUGCACCCGAUCUGUUAUCAAUGGAAUAAAGUUGCAGCAUGAGUUUGUUGACUUCUUCUUGUUCUACUACAAUAAAAAUGUGGCAUGGUCUGAUCGCAUGGAGUUCGUCAAUGGCUGGUACAUCCUGAUCAUCAUCAGUGACUUGCUGACAAUUAUUGGAUCUAUCCUAAAAAUGGAAAUUGAAGCUAAGAGCUUUGCAUCCUAUGACGUUUGCAGCAUCUUAUUGGGAACAGCCACAUUGCUGGUUUGGGUUGGAGUCAUCCGAUAUUUGGGCUUUUUUGAAAAGUAUAACGUUCUUAUUUUAACACUGCGAGCAGCUUUCCCCAACGUUAUUCGGUUUUGUUGCUGUGCCGCUAUGAUUUACCUGGGUUACUGCUUCUGUGGGUGGAUUGUACUUGGACCUUACCAUCAAAAGUUUCGAUCCUUGAAUGUGGUUUCUGAGUGUCUCUUCUCGUUGAUCAAUGGAGAUGACAUGUUUGCGACCUUUGCUGCAAUGGAGGACAAGAGCUAUGUGGUCUGGGUGUUCAGUCGAAUCUAUCUGUCCACCUUCAUUAGCCUCUUUAUCUACAUGGUUCUAAGUCUCUUCAUAGCCCUGAUUACGGACACUUACGAAACUAUCAAGCUUUACCAGCAGGAGGGCUUUCCUCAGACUGACCUGCGUGUCUUUAUAGCGGAGUGUAAGGACCUGCCAGAUUCUGGCAGGUAUAGAGUGGAAGCGGAGACACGCCUCUCUCUUGCUUGCUGUUGUCACAGGUCUGAUGCAGGAACAUAGAUGUGCAAAGGAGACCCUUCAACAUUCCAAGACUGGCCUGAGAACGUGGAGACUGCCAACUGAAUAAAUAAUGAUGCUGGUGAGAAAUGGAGAAACAGUCCUUGCUCAUGUUUGUUUCAAUCGAUUGUGAGCUGACGAACUUAUGGUGUGAGGGCAACUGGUUUGCAACUGGAUAUUCGGCUUUGAAGAAAGAAUGACCUUCUGAACUGCUGCACUUUGACAUCAUGUUUAAUAUGAGGGCUCUGACUGCACGUUACUGGUUUAGCCACACAGGAGUAGUGAUUGUCAUAAUAACCCCCUUCUACUUGUAUUAAUCUGAGAGGCCAGAAUGUCAUUAAGACCUGUCUUUGUUACAGUUCAUCCUAAAAUUAGAGACUUUAUCAUCUGGAGCCUUUUUCUUAAAAAAAAAAGUAUCUUGCUCAGUGUAAUUGUCCUAAAGCUCUGAUGAUGAUAACUGUGUGCAAUCCUUGAUGAGCAUUGCAGUAGGGGAUUCUUGAAGCAUCAUUAGCCAUUGGUUCAGUAGAAAAAAAACCUUCUGGUUCAACAAUUCCACCUAAACUCUACACUCAAUUGGAGCGAAUUAUCCUGUGUUGACAGUGUGAAGAGGAAAGAUCCAGCAAAUAUUAGAAAUAAAAUCAAAGUACCAGAGAACAUGGGAGGUCUUAUAAGUAUGAGUGUGAAGCAGUAUCUGUUUGGAACCAGUUGCAGACCCCUUGUCACCUAUAUUGUCUUUGUCUGUUUUCUGAUGACUGUUUUUCCACUUCCUGUGCAGAAUUCCUGGGGUUUCUAAUGGGAGUCUGCAUUGCUCCCAAUGGAUAGGGGGGGAUGGAGAAGUUUCUGAAAGUGUGAUUGAAUAUUGACUCCAGAUCAUGUUACAAACCAAAAAGCAAUGUCAAUGAUAAAAUGGGCUAAUUUGGAGGCAACAUUCAACAAUUUUAUAUAUGAAUCGUUUGGAUUCUGAGAACUGUAAUAUAUUUGGCAAAUCUUAAUCAGA
Stegostoma tigrinum is the source of this 2791-nucleotide messenger RNA. Its product is annotated as mucolipin-3-like. NCBI's taxonomy places the organism in Eukaryota, Metazoa, Chordata, Chondrichthyes, Orectolobiformes, Stegostomatidae. The coding region runs from base 115 to 1797 and encodes 560 amino acids. The record is from RefSeq and is a predicted model, not a curated record. Gene Ontology annotation, cellular component: lysosomal membrane; plasma membrane. The transcript has 14 exons. Gene Ontology annotation, molecular function: NAADP-sensitive calcium-release channel activity.